Messenger RNA from Arabidopsis arenosa, 3124 nucleotides. The record is from the annotation of a GenBank genome assembly. Lineage: Eukaryota; Viridiplantae; Streptophyta; Magnoliopsida; Brassicales; Brassicaceae.
GUUGUGUUUCUUAUGUUCCGUACCCUGAAUUUGAUCUUCUUCUUUGGAGAGUAGAGAAAACAACUAUCUCUGUGAGAAUGGAAGGUGAGGAGGCUCAACAUUUCUAUGGGUUUAGAGCUGUGGAUCUAAGGUCCGUAGGUAAAACAAGUGUGGAGUGGGAUUUGAAUGAUUGGAAAUGGGAUGGUGAUCUCUUUCUCGCUACUCAAUUGAAUCCUGCCGCCAGCGAAACUACGGGACGUCAGUUUUUCCCUUUAGGAAACUCGUCCAAUAGCUCCUCCUCCUGCUCUGAUGAAGGGAAUAAUACUAAUAUAGUUGAGAAGAAGAGGAGAGCUGUUGCCAUACAAGGAGACAGUAAUGCUGGUGGUGGUCUUACUUUGAAGCUUGGAGACAAUGCUUGUCAUCUUAAUGCUGCCAAGAAGACCAAAUUCGGAGCAGCCGUUUGUCAGGUGGAAAACUGUGAAGCUGAUCUUAGUAAAGUUAAGGAUUAUCAUAGACGUCAUAAGGUCUGUGAGAUGCAUUCCAAGGCUACUAGUGCCAUUGUCGGAGGUAUCUUGCAGCGCUUUUGUCAGCAAUGUAGUAGGUUCCAUCUUCUUCAGGAGUUUGAUGAAGGAAAGAGAAGUUGUCGUAGACGUUUGGCUGGGCAUAAUAAACGUAGGAGGAAAACAAAUCCCGAACCUGGCGCUAACGGGAAUCCUAGUGAUGAUCAGUCAAGCAACUAUCUCUUGAUUAGUCUCUUGAAGAUACUCUCCAAUAUGCAUAACCAUACCGGUGAUCAAGAUUUGAUGUCUCAUCUUCUGAAGAGCCUCGUAAGCCAUGCUGGUGAACAGUUAGGGAAAAACUUAGUUGAACUUCUUCUACAAGGAGGAUCUCAAGGUUCCUUAAAUAUUGGAAACUCGGCUUUGCUUGGAAUUGAGCAAGCUCCUCAAGAGGAUUUAAAGCAACUUUCGGUAAACGUACCUCGGCAAGAUGGGACAGCUACCGAGACCAGAUCAGAAAAACAAGUCAAAAUGAAUGAUUUUGAUUUGAAUGAUAUUUAUAUAGACUCAGAUGACACAGAUAUCGAAAGAUCUCCUCCUCCAACCAAUCCAGCAACCAGUUCUCUUGAUUAUCCUUCAUGGAUACAUCAGUCUAGUCCACCUCAGACAAGUAGGAAUUCAGAUUCAGCAUCUGAUCAGUCACCUUCAAGUUCCAGUGAAGAUGCUCAGAUGCGCACAGGCCGGAUUGUGUUCAAACUAUUUGGGAAAGAGCCAAAUGAAUUUCCUAUUGUCUUGCGUGGACAGAUUCUUGACUGGUUAUCGCAUAGUCCAACUGACAUGGAGAGCUACAUUAGGCCUGGCUGUAUCGUAUUGACCAUCUAUCUUCGUCAAGCUGAAACUGCUUGGGAAGAGCUCUUAGACGAUCUGGGUUUUAGCUUAAGGAAGCUUCUAGAUCUCUCUGAUGAUCCCUUGUGGACAACUGGAUGGAUUUAUGUUAGGGUGCAAAACCAACUUGCAUUUGUAUAUAACGGUCAGGUUGUCGUUGACACUUCCUUGCCUCUAAAAAGUCUUGAUUAUAGCCACAUCAUUAGCGUUAAACCGCUUGCUAUAGCUGCAACGGGGAAGGCUCAAUUUACAGUUAAAGGCAUUAAUCUCCGUCGACGUGGCACAAGGUUGCUUUGUGCUGUUGAAGGAAAAUACUUGAUUCAGGAAACAACACACGACUCGACGAUUGGGGAGAAUGAUGAUCUCAAGGAGAAUAAUGAGAUUGUUGAGUGUGUAAACUUUUCUUGUGAUAUGCCUAUAACGAGUGGUCGAGGAUAUAUGGAGAUUGAAGACCACGGACUCAGCAGCAGCUUCUUCCCUUUCUUAGUUGUUGAAGAUGAUGAUGUUUGUUCUGAAAUCCGUAUACUUGAAACCACAUUAGAGUUCACUGGAACUGAUUCUGCUAAGCAAGCUAUGGAUUUCAUUCAUGAAAUCGGUUGGCUUCUUCACAGAAGUAAGCUUGGGGAAUCAGACCCAAAUCCAGACGUUUUCUCAUUAAUACGCUUCCAGUGGCUAAUCGAGUUCUCAAUGGAUCGAGAGUGGUGCGCUGUGAUCAGAAAGCUAUUAAACAUGUUCUUUGAUGGAGCUGUUGGUGAAUUUUCUUCCUCCUCUAAUGCCACACUAUCAGAACUGUGCCUUCUUCACAGAGCCGUGAGGAAAAACUCUAAGCCUAUGGUCGAAAUGCUCUUGAGAUAUGUUCCCAAGAAACAAAGAAACAGCUUGUUUAGACCCGAUGCUGCUGGUCCAGCCGGCUUAACACCUCUUCAUAUUGCAGCCGGUAAAGACGGUUCAGAAGAUGUGUUGGAUGCGCUAACAGAAGAUCCUGCAAUGGUGGGGAUUGAAGCGUGGAAGACAUCUCGAGACAGCACAGGCUUCACACCAGAAGACUACGCACGCUUACGCGGUCACUUCUCAUACAUCCACUUGAUUCAACGCAAGAUCAAUAAAAAGUCAACAACUGAAGAUCAUGUUGUGGUCAACAUCCCAGUUUCUUUCUCAGACAGAGAGCAGAAAGAACCAAAAUCAGGUCCGAUGGCUUCAGCCUUGGAGAUUAACCAGCUUCCAUGCAAGCUCUGUGACCAUAAACUGGUGUAUGGGACAACACGCAGGUCUGUAGCGUACAGACCAGCUAUGUUGUCAAUGGUGGCGAUUGCUGCGGUUUGCGUCUGUGUGGCACUUCUGUUUAAGAGUUGCCCGGAAGUGCUCUAUGUGUUUCAACCGUUCAGGUGGGAGUUAUUGGACUAUGGAACAAGCUGAGUGUAAGUCUACUUUGAAAGAUCUUCUAAGAUAUAUAUGAAUGUUACUUAUAUAAAACCCAUAGAGGUGUGAUUUCUAUAUGUAACUAUAUGAGUAUAAGAUAUAGAGACAUGUUGGAGUUAGAAGAUUGUUGUUGUUGUUGUUGUGUAAAAGCCUUCCAUUUCUCUCUGGAACCUGAGGAUGAUUAGUAUAUUUUUUGUUUGACAGAAUAAUUUGUUUCUUAUUGUAAUUUAACAAUGGAGAUGUUCUUGUACUAGCCUUCUUUUUAAGUUCCCCUUGGAUUCAUACUUUUGAAGCUUUUUUGUACAUCAGAUUCAUCACUUGACAAAUAGAUACAUUAAUUUAUG